This is a messenger RNA of Vespa crabro (European hornet), 990 nucleotides long. Its product is annotated as tetratricopeptide repeat protein 12-like. The coding region runs from base 138 to 899 and encodes 253 amino acids. NCBI's taxonomy places the organism in Eukaryota, Metazoa, Arthropoda, Insecta, Hymenoptera, Vespidae. The transcript is spliced from 4 exons. Gene Ontology annotation, molecular function: protein binding. The record is from RefSeq and is a predicted model, not a curated record.
AUAAAAUAUUAUCUCUAAGAAUGAAAAGUUACUGAAAUGUUGUGUUACCAUAGAAACUGUUUCUGUGCUGAACCAUAAUAUAUCGCACUAAUAGUAUAUUUAUAUAUAUAUAUAUGAUUAUAAAGUGAGUUAAAAAUAUGGAUUCAAAAGAAAUUGAAUAUAAUAAUGAACACAUAAUUGAACGUGAACAAGCAAUAGAAAAUUUAAGUUCUACUAAUAAACUUACCGAAGAGGAGUUUCAGAAUUUUAUGCACCGUGUUACUGAAAUUGAAAAAAUUGUAUCAAAAUUAUUAUCUUCUGAUCCUAAAGAACAAGAACUUGGUGAAACAUUGGCAGAUAAAAUUUUAAAUGGAAAAAUUCAGAAAGAAUUUUCUGAACUAGAAGAAUUAAAAGUUAAAACUAAUCGUACAAUCAUCAAUAAAUGUUCCAUAAAUGAAAAUACAUCUGAUCCAAAUAAAAUGGAACAAGAAGCAUUCAUGAAGAGUAUUGAAAAAGAUGCUAAUGAACGAGCAGCAGAUAGAAAGAUAAGAAAUGAACGCGCAGAAACGUUAAAAAGGAUUGGAAAUGGUGCAUUUAAAGAAGGAGAUUAUGAAAAGGCUGUGACAUAUUUUACCAAAGCAAUAGAACAACGUAAAGACUCCACUGUUCUUUGGAACAAUAGAGCUUUGUCAUACAUGAAUCUUAAAUUAUUUGAAAAAGCUUUACAUGACUGUGAAUGGGCUUUGAAAGUAAGCGAUUCGAAUUUGAAAGCUUUGUUAAAUAGUGCUAAAUGUUAUAAAAAUCUUCACAAUGAAGGAAAAUGCAAAGAGUUCAUUAAAUUAGCAAGAGAAAAAAAUCCACAUUUCCAAGAAUUCAUUGAUGAUUUCGAAAAAGAUUUAGAUACAAUAGGCGAUGAAUAGACGAUCGACGAUGUCUAAAAUACAAGACGAUAUCUAAAUCCUUUUUCUAUAAUAAGUAUAACAGUAAUAAUUAAUCAUUGUCUAAUUCCAA